Seriola aureovittata is the source of this 2004-nucleotide messenger RNA. It is a transcript of the gene phyh, whose product is annotated as phytanoyl-CoA 2-hydroxylase. The record is from RefSeq and is a predicted model, not a curated record. Lineage: Eukaryota; Metazoa; Chordata; Actinopteri; Carangiformes; Carangidae. The transcript has 9 exons. Bases 222 to 1229 code for a protein of 335 amino acids. Gene Ontology annotation, biological process: fatty acid alpha-oxidation. Gene Ontology annotation, molecular function: phytanoyl-CoA dioxygenase activity.
CCAACAGAUGCUUACACUUUUACCCAGGACAAAAUCUGAGUACUCUCUCCUCAGUGUGGUGAGGUACAGACAUGUAUGAAGCAGCCAACACACGGUGUUGACAUUGUGCAAGUGUGUGUGUUGUCAUCACUCUGCCCUUUGCCUCAGUUAGACCCACUGUCCUUUAAUUUCCCGACGUGCUUCCUGGGAUCACAACGGGAUUACAGAAACCGGACUGGAAGAUGUCUCGGGCUGCGGAAAGACUCAAACUGCUUAUCAAUCAUCUUGAUAGAUCACCCGCUGCGAUCAGAGCUGCACCGACCUCUGCUCAAACCUUCAGCUACAGCAGUCACCCUCAGAGACUGAGAUACAGUUUUGAUACUGACCUGCUGACCCCAGAUCAGCGACUCUUUUAUGAAGAAAAUGGCUUCGUUCUCAUCAAGAACCUGGUGUCUGAGGAGGACAUCGACAAGUUCAGGAAGGAGUUUGAACGGAUCUGUCGACAGGAAGUGAAAGUUCCCGGUCUGGUGGUGAUGAGAGAUGUGGCGAUCGUUAAGUCAGAGUUCAUCCCGGAUCAGAAAGCUGUCUCCAAACUCCAGGACUUCCAGGAAGAUCCCGAGCUGUUCCGGUACUGCACCUUACCACAGAUCCUGAAGUAUGUGGAGUGUUUCACUGGACCAAACAUCAUGGCCAUGCACACCAUGCUGAUCAACAAGCCUCCUGAUGCAGGUAAGAAGACGUCUCGUCACCCGAUGCAUCAGGAUCUGCAUUACUUCCCGUUCCGACCGACUGACCGGAUCGUCUGCUCUUGGACGGCGAUGGAGAAAGUGAAUAGGCAGAACGGCUGCCUGGUCGUCCUGCCGGGGACACACACCGGCACGCUGAAGGAGCAUGACUACCCCGAGUGGCAGGGUGGGGUGAACAAGAUGUACCACGGAGUGCGAGACUAUGACUCGCAGCAUCCCAGGGUGCACCUGGAGAUGGAGAAAGGUGACACUGUCUUCUUCCACCCGCUGCUCAUCCAUGGCUCUGGCAUGAAUCAGACGCAGGGUUUCCGCAAGGCCAUCUCCUGCCACUACGCCAGCGCUGACUGCUAUUACAUCGAUGUGAAGGGAACCACACAGGAAAACAUAGAGAAAGAGGUGAAGGAGAUCGCAGCGAGGAAGUACGCUGUGGGCGACGAAAUUACCUUCCAGGAUACCUGGGCUGUCCGAGGCCGUGUGGUGCAGGGAGAGAGGGUUUCACUGUGAGGACGCUACAGACCAGCACAUGACUACAGGGUGACCGAUCACUGAGCUGAAAGGAGAACAGAUUAAUAUAAUGAUUGUGAUUGGAUAAGAAGCAACAGGGCCUGUCGCACUGACACCGACGGCGCUCACGGCUUCUUGUUAAGCUAAUUUUUCUUAUGGUACAUCUGAGGAAUGUAAUGUUCAGAUUACUUACUGUAAUCUUGCUCAUAAUAGUUUGGACAUUUGUGUUGGAACUGUGAUGUACAGACAGCGAACUAACAGAGAACAUGAAGACUGGGAAAUAUCAUUUACCUCAUAAACAAAUCUCUGCACAGUUGUUUUGGAGAGUAAAGCAUGUGACAGUUUGUUUGACAGCACAAGAUGAAGCAGAUCAAGCUAUUUAAUUAACCAAACCCUUAAUGGAAAGGGAAAGACAAGCCUGAAAAAGACAUUUUGCAUGUUGAUUAGAAGCAAUCAGAAUUAUACAGUGAAAGAGAGAGAGAGUGAUGGAGUGACAUUUAAGAUAAAGGAGCAAGAGACUUUAAUAGAAGCUAUAUUUAGAAAUUUAUAAAUAAUCCAGGCUGACUUUAGCUCUUAAUCUACACCUACACUGCCUUUAUAAAUGUAACACUGUGUUGAUUUUCUGUUUGUUGAACGAUGACUGUUUGAUAAUGAGUGAAUGGAUUUUAAUCUUGUUUUUUAGGAUCUUGACAAAUAGAAUGUUUCAAUAAGACUAAUAAUGAAAAUGAUUUGAGACUUUGUUUUAAUUUAAAAUAAAAGCUUCGGACACAUCUGA